Molecule: messenger RNA, 4458 nt
Organism: Sceloporus undulatus (fence lizard)
Lineage: Eukaryota; Metazoa; Chordata; Lepidosauria; Squamata; Phrynosomatidae
Gene: GGA3
Product: golgi associated, gamma adaptin ear containing, ARF binding protein 3
Exons: 17
Coding region: 331-2391 (686 amino acids)
Biological process (GO): intracellular protein transport; vesicle-mediated transport
Cellular component (GO): trans-Golgi network
Molecular function (GO): ubiquitin binding; phosphatidylinositol binding; small GTPase binding
Source: RefSeq, a predicted model, not a curated record
AUAGACAAGAAGACUGGGAAUAUAUCAUUGGCUUCUGCGAUCAGAUCAACAAAGAACUUGAAGGAUUUUCAUAGCAAACUCUUAUGAAGCAUAACACUUCUGUGAAACUGGGAAAUAUUAUCAUUCCCACAUUGAGGAAAUGAAGGGCAAGAAAAUUACAGUCUACCCAGGACUACACAGUAAGAUCUAGGGUGUCCUCAGGAAUCUUCCAAUUCUCUGCUUGAUAUACUAAAACAACGUCCACAGAUAGCCGUGAGGCUGCUGGCUCAUAAAGUCCAAUCGCCACAGGAAUGGGAGGCAGUCCAGGCCUUGAUAGUAUUAGAAGCUUGUAUGAAAAACUGUGGCCGAAGAUUUCAUAAUGAAGUGGGGAAGUUUAGGUUUUUAAAUGAGCUAAUCAAAGUUGUAUCUCCCAAGUACCUGGGAGACAGAGUGUCGGAGAAGGUCAAAACCAAAAUAAUUGAGCUGCUAUAUAGCUGGACAGUGGCUUUGCCAGAUGAAUCCAAAAUCAAAGAUGCUUACUACAUGUUGAAAAGACAAGGUAUUGUUCUGUCUGAUCCUGUAAUUCCUGUGGAGAGAACCCUAAUCCCUUCUCCCCCACCACGUCCCAAAAACCCUGUGUUUGAUGAUGAGGAGAAAUCCAAGCUUUUAGCUAAACUAUUGAAAAGCAAAAAUCCCGAUGAUUUACAAGAGGCAAACAAGCUUAUUAAAUCUAUGGUGAAAGAGGAUGAGGCACGAAUACAGAAAGUAACAAAACGCAUGCAUACCUUGGAGGAGGUAAACAACAAUGUGAAACUGUUGAAUGAGAUGUUGGUUCACUACAGCAAAGAAGACUCCUCAGAGGCUGAUAAAGAACUUAUGAAGGAGCUGUAUGAUAGAUGUGAAACCAAGAGGCGGACUUUAUUCAAACUGGCCAGUGAGACAGAGGAUAAUGACAGCAGCCUAGGAGAUAUUCUACAAGCCAGUGACAACUUAUCACGGGUAAUAAAUUCCUAUAAAAGAAUUAUUGAGGGACAAGUCAUCAAUGGUGAAGUGGAUAUUUCUAUCCUGCCUACAACAGACAGAAGUGAUACUACAAAUAACAUCAAUACACUCAUUGACUUGGCGGGAUUGGACAUUUCUAGUACAACACCACCACCACCACCACCACCAAUGCCUCCUGCAACACUGAUGCCAGCACCAACCCUAACUCCAGCUCCAGCCUCAUCAGAAAUACCCAUUCUCCCACCUCCUCCUCAGACACUUGGCCACUCUCGAAGUCGUUCAUCCAGCCAGGCCGAAGCCACUUCUACUCAGGUGGCUAGUAGAGCCAAUUCCCUCUCCUUGCUUGAUGAAGAACUGCUAUGCUUAGGCUUAAAUGAUCCAGCUCCCACUGCAGCAAAAGAAUCAGCGGAGAACAACCAAUGGAACUUGUUCCAGAAUGAGCCUGUGGAGCUGGACUUCUUGAAUCCAAAGCCAGUUUCUGUUGCCUGCAACUCUGCAACAAAUCCUCUUCUUCCUACUGUGUCGCAGCCCAUGUGUGGAACAUCAGCACCUCUUGCUUCCACAUUCACAGCUCCCCCGCCUGUUUCGAGUAUCCCUGCCCCUACCUCAGCCCCUUUCAUGUUCUCUGCUGGACCACCGUUGGGCCUCCCUAAUACAGUGCCAGCUGCCUCUGGAUACAUUGGCUGUGCUUUGGGAAGCAAUGGCUUGCACAAGAUGAAUCCGUUAGGACAUCUUCUAGAUGAAAGCAAAGGGACUUCUGCUCAUGGUAAUAUAGGAGGCUCUGUGUUCCAUCCAGGAGUUGCAUUGCCUGCUGCUACAUCUGCAUCUCUGGCAACUGCUGCAGGAUUACCAAUCACUACUUCAGGAAUCACUGCAAUUCCGUACCCAAGCAGCUGCACACCUAGGUCAGGAAGCCCCCUCUUCCAGCCAGCUUCAUUCCAGCAGCAAGGAAGUCCGCUGAAAGGACCUGAGAUCUCCCUGGCCAGUGUCCAUGUUCCACUGGAAUCCAUUAAGCCCAGCAGUGCUGUUCCUGUGACUGCCUAUGACAAAGAUGGUUUACGCAUCCUUCUGCACUUUGCCAAGGACUGUCCACCUGGGAGACCUGAUGUGUUGGUAGUAGUGGUAUCAAUGUUAAACACAGCUCCCCUGCCUAUCAAGAACAUUGUGUUACAAGCUGCAGUGCCAAAGUCCAUGAAGGUAAAAUUGCAGCCGCCUUCAGGGACAGCGCUAACACCAUUCAAUCCCAUCCAGCCCCCAGCUGCUAUUACCCAAGUCAUGUUGCUGGCAAAUCCUAGAAAGGAGAAAGUGAGGCUGAGGUACCGACUGACUUUUACACUGGGAGACCAGCACUGCACAGAAGCGGGGGAAAUAGAUCAGUUUCCCCCAACUGAACAGUGGGGGAAUCUAUGACCCAGAGGCAUAUAAAUGGACUGGAAUGAAUGUGCAGUGGAAAGGGCAGAUGCGGUAUCCAUUAGUGAUAUUUAGCUUUGUUUACAUGUCCCGUCCGCUCCACUUGUAGCUUUAGUCCAGAAUGUUUCCUGCACUCUGGGAUGAAGUAGUCUGGGGCGUGAACGCCAAACAUGAACUUGUAUGGGCAGCCAAGAACAGGGGCCCGACUCCCUUCUCUACCUUGGCCAAAUUGGUUCACCCUUCCACUUUGUUAAAACUUGAAAUAUGAUAGUUGUGGAGAGCUCUGUAUGCAGCAGGGCAGCUUACUGGUUACUAUCUGUUGGUCAGAUGUCUACAAAGGGCUAUGAUGCCUUCACAAGUUCCUUUGGGGCAGAGCCCUAAUGGAUGCUCCUAUGCUCCAUUUCUUUUUUGGUGCCAGAACUCACCACCUAUAGGCUCACUGAGCAAUAACACAGGUUCCAAAAGAGGUUUCUGCUAUGAUCUGACACUCCAUUUUCUUUUUUAGGCAACAUCUCCUAAAAGCCAGCACAGUCCAUACAGCUGAAUAAUAGCUGUGUAUUUUACAUUUUCCCACAGGUAAAUAUUAAGACACAUUUCUCAAGCUGUUGCCUUUAGGUUUUUUUACUUCCAGCUGACUCAGCAAUGUGGGCGUUCCAGGCAGCUGCUAGGUUUUGUAUGCACACAAAUCUAUGGCAGCUCUUUUUCUGCAUUCAACAAUUCUAUUCUGUUGUGAGCUAAAACUGUGAUAAUAGUCACAAAGGCAGUUUAUUAAUUGCUUGUGUGGAGAGCAUGGACAGAAAUUAAUAGUGAGAAAGGGCAUCCAUUCUGAUGUUAAUCAGGAUCAAAGGUGGAAAGUGGUGCAGUUGGGAGUCUUGAUUUAUUUAUAUUUUUUGAAUGCAGUAUUACUUAGGAACAUAAAAUGUACAUAGCACUAUAGGAAAGUGUCAGGCCUGCAGAUAAAGGAAAACAGAAGCCAUGGCAAUGCAUGUGCUCAGUUUAUUAUUCUCUGUUUUAUUCACUCCAGAUAUAAAGUGGCUAAGUGCAAUUGUCUCCAGGAGGAGAGAUCCCUGUAGUGAGACAAACUGACCUUUCUACAUGUUAGAGGUACUCAUGAUCAGGCACAUCAGCCAUAAAGUGAGUAUCUCUGGUUCAGGUCAAGUAGUCGCUUUUUCCUAUCACAAUUUGUUUUUGUUUUUCAGUUUAAAUAUUCCUUUAAAAAAACACUGAGAUUACCAUUAUGAAAUAUCUAUUCUUGUCCUGAGCCAAUAAUUUUGCUUGGUCAUGAAGAGAAAGUUCUGUGGAACUAAAUCUCAAGUAGGUUAUGAAUUGUUAGAUGGGUAGUUUUCAGUACUCCUUGCUAAACUGAAGGCAGAAAUCUUGCUGAAGCUAAGUAAAUGGUAUCUUAAAGAACUCAGUCCUGCCAUCAGCAGCUCUCAUACAUUUCUGGCUAUCUCAUACUUAACACAGAAGGAAUUUGAAAGCACCAUGGAUCAGUCAGACAUCUGUGUUGGUUCGUAUCCUCACUGGGUUAAGAUUGUAUGAUAGCACAAGGUAAGCAGUUGGGAGUGUUUUGGAAAGAUUAGCUUAUGUACAUAAGUUGCAAGGGGGCAGUGUGGGGGACUGCAUUAGCUGAGGGAUCAGGAUGACUUUUUUUUGUCCCAUGGUCCUCAUUAGCAUUGUAAUCUCUCUCUGCUUCAAGUUUUUGCUUAGGCUGCUGAAGUCUGCCCCACUGCCAUAGCCUAUUCAUAGAGAGCAGGUUUCACUACUAGCGCUUGCCCACAAGCAAGUUGCUCUGACUGAGGAAACCAUGAAAAAGCCGAAGUGUUUUGUAAGAAAUGGCUUUCUCAUUGUCAGCAGUGCUGCCAUCCCAUACUGUAUAAUCCAGAGGUUCCCAUAGUCUCACUGUGUGGAAAUGUACCGUUAAAAGCUUCAGAAAUUAUUUAUGAAUGUUACUUGUUCAUAGGCUGAAAAUGCAGCUUCUUACCAAACCUUCAAGAUUGUAAAUAUGUCUCAGAUGCAUUUGUUUUUCUGCACGUUCAAUAAAACGGCUUUGUUUAUUCUGCUUCA